GAAGUUCACAAUUCAUUGAAUGACAGUUGUCAACUUGUUUCUUUGCACAAAACAAUGUCAGGCGGUGUACAAUUUUAUAAUUUUUUGAUGUAUUUUACAAUAUUUCGUUAUUAAAAUCAGUUCAUAAAUUCUAUGGCAAAGGAAGAUGAUAACGUUACCGCGUCUGUGGCACACAUCGUAUUGUGUUGCGUGGCCGGGAGGGGGAUCAGUCGCAUGCAAGGAAAGAGCUUCACUCAUCCCGGAAUGCACGCUAACUUCUUCAUACAUGGAGUAAUGGGAUUUCUACACUACCAAAGCGGUAUUCUCGACAAUGACAUCAAAGAGGUUUACUUGAUGAGCCUGAGGGCGGCGCGGUAUAUCGCGCUGCCUUGCCUCAUGGCGGACCUCUACCGGACCAACCACGGAGUCGCGACCCUGCACCUCGUCUCUGGAGCCGUUCCCUUCGCCCUGGCCCUCGCCGGCAAGGACAACGUGCCUCUCGGAAACCUCAUGAUUGCCUGCAACAUUAUCUCCCUCUGCCACUACUCUAUCCAGCACAAUAGGGAGUGGGGCUGGUACACGGCAGCUGCCGGUAUCAUCGCGUACUUUGUAUCACCCCAGACGAACCAGAAGAUGUUUUUCCCCCUAGCCUUAGCCCUCAUGGAGUACUGCGCCUACAGGGUGUUCCACGUUCACUAUGACCCUCCACCAGGACCGCCACCGCGCUAAUCACAUUAGCACUGUAAUAACAAUAUAUUGUUUUUUUGAAGGUAUAUUUUUAUUUUUGUGUAAGUACAGAACUAAAGGAUUUAUCGAAGAUCAUGCGAUGAACACAAGAAAAAGAAAAGCGCGUCAAUUGAGAUUUGAAAUCUUUGGGAAGGAGUGAUUAGGGGUGAAUCUAUCUAUCAAUUUUACCUGUUGUUAAUAUACGCAUGUUUUGUAAUAUUU
Messenger RNA from Trichoplusia ni (cabbage looper), 927 nucleotides. RefSeq lists its product as uncharacterized. Bases 133 to 708 code for a protein of 191 amino acids. The transcript is spliced from 2 exons. Lineage: Eukaryota; Metazoa; Arthropoda; Insecta; Lepidoptera; Noctuidae. The record is from RefSeq and is a predicted model, not a curated record.